This is a messenger RNA of Periophthalmus magnuspinnatus, 2203 nucleotides long. RefSeq names its product COMM domain containing 9 (gene commd9). Bases 34 to 618 code for a protein of 194 amino acids. Lineage: Eukaryota; Metazoa; Chordata; Actinopteri; Gobiiformes; Gobiidae. The record is from RefSeq and is a predicted model, not a curated record. The transcript has 6 exons.
GGCUUCGGAGAAUAAUCACGUGUCUUUUCCAUCAUGGCGACCGUCGUCACCGCGGAACAUUUCUCCAAUUUACAACUUCUUCUAAAGGCGCCGUCUAAAGAUGCAGUGAGAGAAGUGUGUGUCCAGAGUCACCAAGGUCCAAGUCGAAUCUUCACUGAAAACACAGCUGCUAAAUUCAACAUCUCCCCCUCCCAGGCUGCUCAGCUGGUCGAGUCUCUGCACACACUCUCUCGUCACGUCGUAUUCCAUAACCUCACGUCUCCGGAGCAGAUCCUGGCUCUUUUUCCUGAAUCGUUUCACUCAAGCCUUAAAAACCUCAUCACCAAAAUCCUGCUGGAAAACAGUGCAACCUGGAGAACAGAAGCCCUCAGUAAUCAGAUCUCACUGCCGCAGUUGAAGGAGAUGGACUGGAGAGUGGACCUCGUUACCAGCUCUGAGUCGGUCAGUCGAAUGGCCGUCCCCACCUGCCUCCUGCAGCUUAAGAUGGAGGACACGCGUUGCCGUCAUGAUGAGGCAGUCUCCACGGUGACGAUGGAACUCAGUCGAGAGUCUCUGGACACGAUGUUGGAUGGACUCGGUCGUAUCCGGGAUCAGCUGUCUGUGGUUGCCGGGAAAUAAGGACAAUUCACAAAAUUUUGAACAUUUAAGGUUCCUAAGGAUCCUGUUGGAUCGAUUUCAUUAUGUUUCCCAAUAUUUGUAUAGAAAAGGACCAAACAAUGAUUUAAUUUUCAAGUACAAAGACAAGCAACAUAAAAAGUGAAAUGCAUUAGUCUUGUAUAGCACUUUGCGAGGUGCCAAGAGUGGUUUUACAUUUUUAUGCAUUCAUUACACACCUAGUGGUUGUUUACUUUUGUAGCCACAGCUGCCUUUGGGCUGACUGAGCCAUUAAACCUCCAUUUUCUAAUUAAGGGUUUAUUAAUUAAGUAAUAUGUUACUACAAAACAAGUGCAGUCAGUUUAUUCACAUUAUAAAACAUAACGCAUGAAUGAGGCAAUCCUUCAUUUAGUUCAAAUUUUUGAAGCAAAAAUCUAAAUUUAAAAAUGUAUGCACAUAUUAUUAACAAUAGUAGUGCCAUCAUUGGUCUUAAAAUUAAAUACAUAAUACAAAAAACAUUGGUCAGAUGUAUCAUAUUUGCCUGCGUUAUGCAACUUUAAAUGUAGUACUAUGGCACAAAGUUGUAAUGCAUUUAAAUGAGUCUAUAGCAUAUUAAACAGUAUAAAGUUUUUUAGUACCAUCAGUUACAUUUACAGAGUAAAGUAAAUUCAAAUUGUUUUACUCAAGCUAUUACAGCCAUCUUAGAUUGCAUAGCUAGUAGGGCUGCUAAAUUGAUUAGAUUACUGUAAUAUUGAAUCAAAAUUUUGAACAUCACUGUUAUUUAAGUAAGAAGUAACCUAAAUAACAAAAUAUCUCCAUUGGAUCUUAUGUAUAAAAGCCUAUGUAGUUAAGACAACAAAUCUAUCUGUAAAUAUGACACUAUAAUUGUACUCCUCUUCUUUUAAAUGUUAAAGCACUCACAUUUACAAUUUCACUGUGGACUGAAUACAAAUAAACAAAUCUCAUAUUUUCCAAAUCUAAAUAUACAGAAAUGUAGAUUUUUUUUUUUCCUCAAGUCAUUCAUCCCUAGUUUAACCAUUUGUGGCAGUUAUCGAUUGCAUUAGCGAGCAAUUACAGAUUUCACAAUGUCAGUGAGAGUUAUUAUAAAUCCAACCCACAAGGGGGCCUAAACCAGUCGGCUCAAAUCGAUUACUCCUUUCUGGUUGAUUGACUGAUUCGUUACUUAAAGUGCAAAUUAGAGUAUUUACUUCUCUAAAACAUAGUUAACGUCAUUAGAUUUAAGAUUUUACAAAAAAUCUUAGUUUUUUCUAGUUUUGUAAUUUUAGUUAAAUUUAGAAUUUUACUUCCUGGUUAGAUACGGGCAGCAGAUAUGACAUACUUCUGUUCUGUUAACAAGGGCCAAAACCUGUCUGAAUUGCAAUAUUUAUGACUUGACAAAUAAAGAUAAAUUAUAACACCUUUUUGUUGCUAAAAUCAAGGUUUAACCUGUCAGAAAAAAUGCCUUCCUUGUGUGUAAAUUGUCUCUGCAUUUUUGAUGGGAUUGAUGACAUUUGAGGACACAGGGAGAGGGAUUCUGUUUCAGAACUCACUGCUACUUCCUGUAUUUUCCAAGUUUUUGUUUUGUACUUUUUUUCACAAACUGCCUCUU